GCACUGGACGAGAUCGGUCUCCGAUCAGUGACCAGCAGUGGGCCAUAAAAAGUGCGUGGACAUCGGCGCAGCAGAUGCAGUUUCGAUUCCGACUUCGAAGGCAAAACAAUGCGAUUGGAAGCGGUUCUGGUUUUGCUAGUGGGAGGAUGCCUCCUGGCGCAGUUUGUUGCUGGAUCUGCCCAAGCGGAUGACCCAUCGGACACUGUCACAAAUACGGAUAAUCGCAUGUCUUGGAUAGCCCAGCUGCGGCAGCUGCGAAGCGAUCUGCGGGAGUGCUAUCGAUCUGGAACGUCUCCCAGUCUCUGGACCUGCUUUCGCUCGCGGAGUCUGCGCAUCUUUGAGGACAUCAUGGCAGCCCAGGAGAUACCGCUCUAUGAGGGAGUGCGCCUGGUGUCCAGUCCGAAUGCCACCGGACAUUCGCUGGGAGCUGGAGAGGAGCGCACAGACCUCAAGCAUCUCACCUGGUUUGAUCAACUCGCCGUCAGCCUGGCCAAGGGCCUAACCACGCACACGCUGCAAGUGAAUCUGGGAAAGCUGACGGAUCGAUAUCUCAGCAGCGAGGGAGCCCCCUCAGACCCUGUGGGAAGUGCUCGUCUGAGGAGACAUCGCUACAACAUGAUCAUCACCAUGAUGUUCGGAGUCACCGCUCUAGGGGCUAUCCUGGUGCCCAUGGGCUUCCAGAUGCUCUCCAUAGUCAGUGGAAAGGCCCUCCUCUUGGCCAAGAUGGCUCUGCUACUGGCCUCCAUUAAUGGACUCAAGAGGGUGGCGAACAAUGGUCUGCACUAUGGACUCUACCAUGUUCCAGGGGAACAUCUAGGCGGGUACUACGAUAGAGGCGACGUUAAUCAUCCGCGUAACGUGCCCAUACCAGUGGCCGUGUCCCCUUCCCUGGACAUGGGCCUGAAGUAG
Molecule: messenger RNA, 909 nt
Organism: Drosophila subobscura
Lineage: Eukaryota; Metazoa; Arthropoda; Insecta; Diptera; Drosophilidae
Gene: Osi23
Exons: 3
Coding region: 109-909 (266 amino acids)
Source: RefSeq, a predicted model, not a curated record